Molecule: messenger RNA, 405 nt
Organism: Zychaea mexicana
Lineage: Eukaryota; Fungi; Mucoromycota; Mucoromycetes; Mucorales; Lichtheimiaceae
Exons: 2
Coding region: 1-405 (134 amino acids)
Source: RefSeq, a predicted model, not a curated record
AUGGAUAAAGAACAACAUAAGCUCAGUAAAGAAAACGACGGCAAUUUUCUCGUUAUACAUGUGCCGACUACUGUUGACUAUGUCGUUCGACCUGAAGGUAUAAUUAAGGAACCAACACCGGAACAGAUGGGAACAGCCAGAACCAUCACCAAGACGAACGUCAUAUCUUUGUACACCAAAGAAGGGCUGCAGGUUGGCAGAGGUUCUCCUGGGCAGAUGUACGACAUGUUGAAGCAGGAAGCAGAAGACACAGAUUUGGAACGUUUGAAGCGAAUGCGCGAUGGCCUACUUCCAGGCAAGAAAGCCUACAGAAGUCUGCCGAUACAAGAAUUGCAAGCUCUGUUCGUUGAUUUCGAAAAUCAUGUAUUUUCGGAAUAUGACGAACAGCCUUCGAAUAACUGCUAG